Messenger RNA from Zootermopsis nevadensis, 1772 nucleotides. Its product is annotated as ubiquitin-conjugating enzyme E2 J2. NCBI's taxonomy places the organism in Eukaryota, Metazoa, Arthropoda, Insecta, Blattodea, Termopsidae. The record is from RefSeq and is a predicted model, not a curated record.
CUUUUACGGAUUAAUUAACUUGUAGUAUUCUUGUGAAUCGAAUGAACGUUUCCUUUAUAAUCGUUUAACCUUGAAGUUUGGAGUAGACAUUUAUGGUAGCCCAUGGAUGUUAUUGUGUAGACACUGGCAUAUUCUGUGAUGUAUCUACUUUCUGUACUUAUUGCAAUUAUUAAUUUGUCAAUGCAUCAUUGUUAAUUGUAAUGAAAGGUUAACGAAACGAGAAUGACCACAAGUAAGACUAACAGUGCGACAGCACGCCUAAAACAAGACUAUUUGCGGUUGAAGAAGGAUCCAGUUCCCUAUGUUGUAGCAGAACCGUUACCAGCAAACAUUCUAGAAUGGCAUUAUGUUGUCACAGGACCAGAGAACACUCCAUAUGAUGGAGGACUGUAUCAUGGGAAACUUGUGUUUCCAAGAGAAUUUCCAUUCAAACCUCCUGGCAUAUACAUGAUCACUCCAAAUGGAAGGUUCAAGACCAACACGCGUCUCUGUUUAUCGAUAAGCGACUUUCAUCCUGACACCUGGAACCCUGCCUGGAGUGUGUCCACCAUCCUCACAGGACUCCUCAGCUUUAUGAUCGAGAGAAGUCCAACACUGGGAAGUAUCGAGUCAUCCGAAUAUGAGAAAAGACAGCUGGCUGGUCAGAGCUUGGAGUUCAACCUCCGAGAUAAUGUGUUCUGUGACCUGUUCCCAGACAUGGUUACCAGCAUCAAGACUGAACUUGAAAGACGGGCUGAAGUGGAACGAGCUGCUCGAAGCAACCCCCAGUCUGUAACAUCAAACGACAUGGAAGCAUUGUUGCGGAAUCAGUUUGGCCACAAUGACCAGAGUCCACUUUACAGUGCCAUUACGAAUCUCUGCGUUGUGAUAGGAUUUGCAGCUUUUGCUUAUACGGUCAAGUACGUGCUGAGGAGUAUCGCUACAGAGUGAAGUCGGCCGGACAACUCGUCACUUAUCGUUUUCACCCCCAUUCUCUUUCCAGACUUUGUGUCUCAUUUUUAAUUGUUAAACUUGUGUUCUGAUUUACAUCUCAUAAAGAGUAUAUGCAAUUUGCCGUGGAGGCCUGAAAUUUCUGGUGAAAGUAAAGAUUAAAGGUGGGUACUUAGUAGAGUUCAUAGACUGGAUGAAACACAAGAUAUUACUUCCUAUACCAGCAUAUGAACAGACAUGACAGGUAUAUUCAGAAACGUUUAUGAAUAAUUUCCAUUUUCAGGAAAUUCAUCUGUGACUGCUUUGCUGAUUGAAGUAACACAAAAAGAAAACUCUAACCAUAAGAUCGUAAAUUCUGCCUGCAGAAUGUGUACUUGCUACAUAAUUUCUGAUGACUUUUAAAUAUUACAAAGUGGAAGUAUUUAUUCUUAUUGAUGCUUCUCUCCUGCUUUGUUUGCCACAGUUUAUUGUUCUAUGUUUAAUGUAAUGUGAAAACUCCAGUUUUAUUUUCCUUUUGUUUUCAAUGUUACUAUCACAAAAUAUGUGAACAGGGCUGGAACCUACUAUUUUGUAGAAUAUAUUACUGUACAUGCAGUAGAACAAAGACUGUACAGAAUAUGUAUUUCUUCUGAUCCACAAAUGUUCCCAGUUGUUUAGUUUAAUAAACGUAAAAUGGACAGGUUUUUGGGCAAAUAUUUAUUUUGUAGCGCGUAAUGCAAGGGUUUAUAAUACAGUACUAAAGACUAUUGUAAGUACUGCAAUGAGAUCUGAAGGAUCAGGUUUUUAAAAAAUAAUUUGGAAAGAUAAUGCAAAUAAUAUUAAAGAUGGACUUCUUAAGUUAA